Molecule: messenger RNA, 1413 nt
Organism: Pocillopora meandrina
Lineage: Eukaryota; Metazoa; Cnidaria; Anthozoa; Scleractinia; Pocilloporidae
Source: the annotation of a GenBank genome assembly
AUGGUCGUUGGCCUGAGAGAAGGUACGGUGGAAACUGAUGCUGAGACUUUAGAACUUUACUUUAAAUUGUACGGCAAGAUAGAGCACGCCAGAGUAGUCCGCGAUCAACUAAGUGGAAAAUCAAAAGGCUAUGGGUUCGUCACAUUUGACAGUCCAAAGGUUGCGGAGAAAGUUUUGUCCUCUACCAACCAUCGUAUCGACGGCAAGGACGUGAAAGUGCUCCUAGCAGUGAGAUCUCUGAAAAAAUCCCGCGAAUUGCCAAUUACGAAAGAUAUUCAAUCAGAAGAACUGCAAGAAAGGAAAAUAUAUGUAUCUGCGCUCAAAACUGGUGACUACAGAACAACCGAGCAAGACUUGAAGGAUUAUUUUUCAACCUUUGGAGAAGUUGAAGAUGCAAUGAUUGUUUUCCCGAAAAGUUAUGGAUUUGUAACAUUCAAAAAUCCAGAAACUGUCAAAGAUGUCUUGUCGAACCCUUUGCAUGUGAUUAAAGGGUGGAAGAUAUAUGUGGCAAGACCUUUUAAGAUUAAAGACAAAACUGAGAUUGCAAGGAAGAGAAAAAGGACUAUCAAUGUCUUUGAUGUUUUCCCUGAAAUAUCUGAUAAUGACCUCAUCAAGCAUUUUUCAAUUUUUGGGGAGGUGGAGCAGGUUCUUGGAAGGGAUUCUGACAGCAACCAAAGCAGUCAAUGCAUGGUUGUGUUUAAGAGAGAAGAUGCAGCUAAAAUGGCUCUGAAGCAACAACUGCAGGUGAUUGCAUCUCGAUUUAAAAUCUAUGUGAAACCACUGUCUGACAGUAGGGAAUCAAACAAAGUACUUCUACGUGGUGCUCCCGCAGAUAUCACCCUAGAAGCGUUACAGCUUUAUUUUGAACAGUUUGGAGACAUUGUUCGAAUGGACCUGACGUCAGAUCAUCAUCGACCCACCCAUGCUGAUAUCCAUGGUGUGAAAUAUCGAAUUAACACAGAUUGGCCCACUGUUGAAUUUACUGAUGUAGGUGCUGUGGAGAAAGUUUUAUUGCAUGAUCAUGUGAUCUGUGGCCAGAAUGUCGAUUUAAGGAGAGUUGAUGAAAGGGCUUUGUCAACUGGUGCAUUUAAACGGGAGACAGAGCGAAGCAUGAUGAUUCUCAUUGAUGAUCUAGAUCGAAACUCUAGCAAGGAAGCUAUCAUUGAUUAUUUCACUAGUCAGUCCCUUAUGGUCCAAUCUGUGGUUUUCAGGAUGGAGAGCAAUGAUUCUAUGUCUUGUGUGGUGGGGUUUUGGAAUUUGGAUGAUGUUGACGAAGUUGUCAAUCAAGCAUCUAAACAGGAUGGUAUUUUAUUCAUCAGUGGUAAGCCAGCAUAUGUAAGACGCCUUCACUGGGAGAGUACACAAGAAAACAUGGAAAAUGAUAGACAAGGAGACUUGUUGAAUAAUUAUUAG